AUGAUCGAGGGGCCCUGGAGCGAGGCGUCGUCCACUUCUUCUACCUUCGGAAAGCCUCUUCGUCAAAUCACCACCUGUGAUUGGGAUGCUGUGGCAUUUGCUAUCGUUCUUGAUAUUAUCCACGGCCGUCAUCGAGAUGUGCCUCGAGCUGUCAAUCUUCGAUUGAUGACUCGAAUCGCUACCAUAGUCGAUUACUAUGAAUGCCAAGAGGUCGUGCAGAUUUUUGCUGAUGCUUGGUAUGAGGACAUCUGUACCGGAAUUGAGGACGAGUACUCCGGUAACACUCUGAUGUGGCUAUGUGUUUCUUGGGUCUUCCCUAAUCCAGACAUUUUGGACUCAGCGACGCAGAUUAUCCUCAAGCACAUGUACGGCCGUUCACAACUCAGUACGAAGCAUCUUCCCAUCCCUGGAGUUCUGAAAAGAAUUGACAGCAAACGACAAGAGCUCAUCGGCAAGAUCGUGGCAGCUCUUCACGACCUUCUCGACACUCUUCCCACCUCAGACUUUCUCUGCGACUGGCACAAGUAUGAGUCCCCGACUUGCUCCUCCAUCGCGCUGAGCAUUUUGGUGCGGGAGUUGCAAAGUCUCGAAGAAGGGGGCCGCCCGCUUGUGCCCCCUUUUGACGGUUACAGCGUUAAUAGCACGAUUCAAUUGGUCAAUGACAUGCCUGAGUCGAUUGCAGCUACGACCGAAGAGUAUGACCACUAUAACGAUGUGUCUGCGUGCAGUGUCAGGGCUAGAAUGAGGCAUGUUCUUGGAGGUGUCAAGGCUGAGCUGAAUUCUUGGACUCUUGAUUUGGAUAAGAAGGUUUGA
Messenger RNA from Fusarium redolens, 813 nucleotides. RefSeq lists its product as uncharacterized. The record is from RefSeq and is a predicted model, not a curated record. NCBI's taxonomy places the organism in Eukaryota, Fungi, Ascomycota, Sordariomycetes, Hypocreales, Nectriaceae. The transcript has 2 exons. Bases 1 to 813 code for a protein of 270 amino acids.